This is a messenger RNA of Nicrophorus vespilloides, 1070 nucleotides long. RefSeq names its product probable JmjC domain-containing histone demethylation protein 2C. The record is from RefSeq and is a predicted model, not a curated record. The transcript is spliced from 4 exons. The annotation marks the transcript as partial. NCBI's taxonomy places the organism in Eukaryota, Metazoa, Arthropoda, Insecta, Coleoptera, Silphidae.
AGCCGAGCGGCUGCGAGUGUUUCCUUUCAGGUUGGCCUGUGCGCUUCGCCACAGCGAGAUUGAAAAUCUUUACAUGCGUAGUGCCAGAGCGCUAUAUAUUAUUUUAUGUGUGGAACAGUUUUUUGGUUUUCGUUCGUUCUGUAGAACUACAGAUCUACGUGAAGAUCUACGAAGUAGUAGUAGUUUUUUUUUUGGUUCGUUUCAUCUUGGAGUUCGGAUAGUUUGAUCGAGUUCCAACGGACUUGUGAGGGGGUGUAGCCAAGAGGAGGAAGACGAUGUGACUUGAGGAUUGUUAGGAUAACAACAUCCUUUUCACGAAAACCUUCUUCGACGACUUUUCCUCCAGAUGGAUACGAUGAGUGUGUGAAGUUGAUUGUGCUUAAGAGUGCUGCUGCUGUUGUUGUUUUGUUGAUGGUUCGAUCACGGUGAUGGCAUAUAAGUCUCGUGAGGAAAUCGUUGGGAAACGGUUCCUGUCUGUUGUCAGUGGCUUUACGAAAUUGAAAAUUGGAAAAAUUAGUGAGUGGGGGUGGAGGGCAGGUGUUAUUCGCGCCGCCACCCACAAGGAUAACAAUCACAAGGAUCUACAGGUGCUGGUGGAAUAUGACGAUGUCGAGUGGCACAGGAGGGAAUGGAUCAGCAUUUACAAAGACAGCCUGUUCCACGUGUUCAUGGUGGAGCAGGCCCUUUGCUGGGCAGAAAGGACGAGCGACCCCUUCGCCCACACAAAGGGCUCCCUGCUGUGGCCAGCAUUCACUUUCAUGCCUCUGGUGUCAACUGUGGAUUUGGGAGGCCAGAAGCAGCCCGUGGAAUUCCUGCUGGACAGAGAGAUAGCAUUCACAGACUACAAGCAGCUGAAGCCGUUCAAAGAAUGGGAUACGACGAUACCUGGUGUCCGGGAAUAUCCGGAGCUGAGGAUGACUGUUCGCAGGUGGGGAGAGCAGCAGGAUGGCCAAAGGAUUCUUCUCACCACCCCGAGUGUCCUCGUCGGAUACAGGGUUGAAGUCUACAGGGCUGAGGGCACCACGCAAUGGUACACUGCUGUCAUCGUUGGAUACAAUGAAGCUUCAAGG